CUGACGCCCGUUUAUAAAACGUGCUCCUUUCAUCAACAACUAUUCCGAGACAUGAGUAUUUCGUGCCUUGUCCAAAGUUCAAUCAAUCAACAUGGCCUCUUCUGAGGAUUCGAGCUCAAGUCACUUUCAACUGGAAGGUCUACCGCCUGAGUUGAGAGAUCUCAUCUGGAAGUUCACUCUCCCUGACUGUCGUCUAUUUCACGUAAAGAAGACUUCAACGCAAGAACCAUCUACCAACCCUACAGUUGAUGAACUUUUCUUUCGCUUUCACAUUCACUACGCGCCUCCAAUAGCUCUUCGAAUAUGUCGGGAAUCUCGUGCUGUCGCACAGCGUGAAGGCUUCUUCCUUUCACCUCACGGAGACAACCCAGGCGUGUGGUUCAGACCAGAAACAGACAUCCUCUACUUUGACCGGAACCAACGUGUCACCCUGAAAGCCAAACCACACAAUUCAAUAGUUACAAUCCAUGGCUAUGAUAAAGUCCUCAACGUCGGCAUUGAAUGGCGCGCUUUCUUUCGAGAUGUUCCCCGCCCAGCUGCUGGUGAGACAAUGGCGGAAUACUGGAGAGCUUCUAUAGAGUCGCUGUACGAUCUCAUGCCGGGCAUGCGCACUCUGAACUACAUUCUUCCUGAGCUGCGACAUAGAGGCGGUAUGGUUUGGGGACGCGAACCGUACCAGGCACAGAGCUACACGGCUGUGCUUCUACCCCUACCAGAGAAGGUCAAGAUUCCGUGGGAGACGACGCGAAAUCGGGGAAAUGAUCGGGCGGCGAUGCUGAGUGAGUUUCUGUUCAAUGCGUCUCAUGGGAACAGAGAUACAACACCGCUCAUGGUGACAUGGGGAGAAGUCAAGAAGGAUAUUGAAAAGGGUCUUGAGGAGGAUACUGAGCGAGAAAGUGCAGGGCAUUAUCCGCUUGAAGUGAUCGGUUGGUGGUUGAUAAGGGAUGGCAUUCCUGAGACACAGGAGAACCCGCAGGUUCAACGAUUUCAAUCUUAGGCACUAUAUCAAGAAAGGA
Fusarium oxysporum Fo47 is the source of this 1016-nucleotide messenger RNA. RefSeq names its product 2EXR domain-containing protein. The transcript has a single exon. Bases 92 to 997 code for a protein of 301 amino acids. The record is from RefSeq and is a predicted model, not a curated record. Lineage: Eukaryota; Fungi; Ascomycota; Sordariomycetes; Hypocreales; Nectriaceae.